This is a messenger RNA of Acaulospora morrowiae, 710 nucleotides long. The record is from the annotation of a GenBank genome assembly. Lineage: Eukaryota; Fungi; Glomeromycota; Glomeromycetes; Diversisporales; Acaulosporaceae.
UAUUAUCUGUAUAUGGUGAUGAACUGAAAUUGGAAAUCCAAUUUUAUCCGCCGCAACCUUAUCUCGGAUUUCCUCCAAAUGUAACCACCGACGUCCCGCGUGGAACCACAGUAUAUCACGUCACCAAAGAGUUUGGAGGCGCCGUUGUGGGAAGGCUAGGUCAUACCGUGACAGCGUUGGCGAAAGGACAAACUGUUGACAAAAGACUUAACAUUAACAUUAUAAUGCCUCAUUAUUCUCAUCUGAAUGAAUUAUAUCCACACGAGGACUUUGCAAAAUUGAGCAUCGACGUGCAAGAUGGCUAUGGUAAUUGGGCAAAGGUCACGUUCAGCGUCAGAAGGAUUAACUGGAAUUUCACCGAUAGUUCGGAUCAAUCAACCCUUCGGAGGAAUCAUGUCUACUUGAUUGGACGUGCGAUCGAUUUUUACCCAUUCUCUUUGGCAUUCAGGACGACAAACUCUUUGGACAUUCAUUCGACGCAACGUGGAUUACCACAGGAAUGGAAAGACAUCUACUUUUGUAAAGCCGCGGCAGAGCUCAUUAUCUAUUUAAAUGAGAUUCCAGAAACAUCUCUUUUCUCUCCAUCCGAUUCCAGGGGCGUAGACAUCGUGCAUUUGCAUGGGGCCACAAAUGCAUUUAACAAAUCGAUCGGACCUUGCGAAACAUAUUCAUGGACGACAAUUUUAUCCGUCUGCAUUUGCGAUCGAUAA